Mesorhabditis belari is the source of this 4569-nucleotide messenger RNA. Lineage: Eukaryota; Metazoa; Nematoda; Chromadorea; Rhabditida; Rhabditidae. The record is from the annotation of a GenBank genome assembly.
AUGUUAAAAUCUUCCUUUCUUCUUCUCUUUACUGUUCAUCUAAUUCAGACUCAAAAUGAAAUCGAAGAAGGCUCAGGGCUUGGAGAAGAUCCAUGUCCACCUAAAUUGGAUUUAGCAUUUGUUGUGGAUGCCUCGGUGAACAACGAGAGAAUUUACCAAAAUUACAUCGAAUGGAUGUCCAAACUAGCCGAUUCGCUUCCAAUCGGUCAAGAAGCUGUUCGACUCACGACAAUACAAUACGCCGGUUCUCCAUCGGUUGAAUUUACCCUAAAAGAAGCAGAAUCUUCAUCAAAAGUGGCCAAAAGACUAAAGAAUAUGACUUUCCAAGGAGGUGUUACAAGAACGGGUUAUGCGCUUCGAAAAACUGAAAGCGAGUUGACAAGGCUGGAUCGGGGAGCAAGGCCUGACGCUGAAAAAUGCAUUGUUCUUUUCACAAACGGACUUUCGAUUGACGAUCCGCUGAAGAUCAGCGAGCAUUUGAGAGUUGAAAGGAAAAUUCAAUUCUAUGUGGUUUCUGUGGGAAAAGAUGGGGUUUUUGGUGAAAUGGAGCGCUUGGUUGGAUCGAAAGAGAACACAUUUGGUCCAAAAGAUUUGAGUCGAUUGAGAAAAAAGCUGCUGAAAGAUGUGGAGGAGUCUCGAAUUUGCGCCAAUGGAAAGAAAUUCGAGGAGAUCAAAGAGGAUCUUUUGGUGAUUGAAAAAGAGAAAUCCGUAUCUAAUCGAACAGUUAUCGCUCUUGAAAACUUGACGAAAGUGAAGCCUCAAAAAUCUGUAGUUUUGGAGAAAAAGGAGACAAAAAGACUUCCGAUUUCAAGUAUUCGUGGAACAGGCACGGUUAUCAGCUCUCAAUUGCUUACUUCAUCUCCUUCACGAGGAGUUAAUCAAGUUGUUGGAACGCAACAAAUCCGACUUCGCAACGUUAGAAGAGUUUUGCGCAAAAAGUUCCUUUCACUUUCGGCAAAAGCUGAGCCAACUGAGCCAACGACUACUGAGUUCUCACCGAUUACGACUCCGCAUCGACAAAGGAAAAAAGCAAGAAUAAUCAGAACACAAAAAGCCUUCAAAAGGACAACAACAACAGGAAAAUUGAUUAAAAAGAAAUUGAAAGAGCCUUUGAUCUUUACGAAGAAAUGGAUCAGUACAACAGCAGUACCAUUAGGUACCAUUCCUACAAAAAAUCCAAUUGAUCUUCUUGAAAAGACUGGUCAAAUGAAUGAAAAAACAGGUAAGAGGAAACCUUCUGCAACGAUCAAGAGCUCAUUGAAGAUUACAAAACCAAUGACGACCUCAAGAGCCCUGGUUGCAAGAAGUGUGCUCAACUCCGAAGCAUCCACUUGUCCAGUUGAUCUCCUAUUCAUUGUUGACAGCUCUGGAUCGAUUGUGUCUGUUUAUCAGAAGCAAAAGGCUUUUCUUCUUGAUCUCUUGUCUAACAUUGAUGUCUCUCAGCAAGCACAUCGUGUAGCACUUUUACAAUUUUCUAGUCGAAACAUUCAAAAGACUGAAUUGUCUUUUGACGAGUUCAAAGAAAAGACUGAACUUUUGAAUGCUUUUGGAAGAGUUAGGCAUAUUACAGGAACAACUUAUAUCAGCGCUGCCUUAGAAAGCGCUAAAAAUCUUUUGAUCUCGCGACGGAAAGAAGUGGAAACAAUUGUGAUUCUAUUGAGUGAUGGCUAUUCCCAAGACAACCCAAUGCAAACCGCUCUCGACAUUCAACAACUCGCCAAAACCGAGUUUUACGCGGCAAGUGUCGCCGAGAAUAAUAACAAUGAGCUUUUGAUUGAGAUCACGGGCAAUCCGAGAAAUGUCUUUGUCGGCGAGAACGUUGAACAACUCAAAGAGAAAUUGAUUCAGAGAUUGAAUUGUCGAAAGUUGUUGAAGAGUGUUUCGCAGUUCAUCAGCUGCUUUCUCUUCGAAUUUCUUCGAAUUUCUGUUGAAAUGAGUUUCUAUGGCACUUCACUCGUUCGAAAAAUCAGUGAUCGAUUCGCUGCAAAAGAGCGCACAAACAAAUUCGAUCUCUUUAAUUCUCAACACGCGAAUUUUGUUCAAAUCAAGAUUGGAGAUGAAAAGCCGAAUGAAAACGCUUUGGUGAAGCUCGAAGUGUACAAGCCGAGAUUGGUGAAAUUGGAGACUGAAAGCUUUCUGAUUCUGGCUGCUCGACGAAAGUCUGCGAAACGUGUUCGCCGAUUUAUUGUCACAAAGAGCGAGAAGUUGGAAGAGAUUUACACCCUAAAAGCCAUGCUCCAACCGUUCAUCGGAGUACUCAAGUUUGUGCCAAGAAGAACAGCUUCAAUUUGGAUUGAGAAAGUGAUCACAUGUGUCUCUCAAAAUCCCAAUUGGCGGCCUUAUCAUUUGGCGGCUUUCGUCGGAUGCACACGUUACUUCAAGAAGAGAAAAGCUAUUUUCUACAAUUUCCCGUGCGCUCCCGAUGGUUGGACUCCAGCGAUGAUCGCUGUUAAAGAAGGACAUUUCGAGCCAGUCGUUCGUCUAAUCGAUCUCAAAGUCGAACUCCGCACCACGGACAAUCAAGGCCUUUGUGUACUUGAUCACAUAAAAGAUGGAGAUAAUCACUUGUUAGAGUUAUUGGCCGAAUCAAUUCCUGAAGAUUACAUCCUGCUUUGGUGCUCGGAGCACAAAUCGGCAAAGGCCGACUUUUUCAGGCAUUUUCUCUCACAGGGUGAGUUCAACAAUGCAACGGUUCCACAAACGAGUCCACUACAUGAUGCGUUGACAAAAACUCCUACAAGUCCGGCAAAAAUGGGCGAAGUGUUGUCGGUGUUCAACUUUGAGUUUCAUGCAUCGAAUUUCCCCAAUGGCGGAACUUGGCUACACGGUGUUCAAAAUAAGCGAUCACUAUUGAGUCUAUUGGAAAAUAAAAGAUUAAUGGAAUCUGACUUGGACACGAAUGCACGAGAUUGUUUGGGGCGGACGGCAUUGAUGGAACAUGUGCUGAGGGGAAGACAUGGAUUUGUGUUGGCUUUAUACGGCUAUUGGACAAACGUCAACAUCAGGGACAUCGAGGGAAACACCGCUUUACAUUACGCGAUCAUGAAUGAAGACCUCGAGAUGGUGAAAGUGUUGAUCUGUUGUGGAGCGUGGGUUGAUGCAAAAAAUCACUUCGGAGAGACACCAAGGCAUCUCGCGGCAAGGACGAAAAAGCACUCUGAACUAAUCGCUUUGCUGGCAAUGAAAUGGGCAGCGCCUUGUAAAGAAAACUCACAGAAUUGUCUCUAUGGAUGCUUGAAUUUGAACAACAAAUAUGUGCCUUAUCUGGCAAAAAGUCUUCUGGAAGAAACAGAAAUCAUUGAUGAGAAUGGAAAUAAAUUGUCAACGAAUGAUCCAUUCACUCAUCGAUUCACCAAGCAUUUGGCAACUCCCGAUGCCGGAUUCGAUUUCCAUGCACAUAUGUUAUCUUUAAAAACUCUCUGCCAGAAAAUUGAAGAAAACCGAAAAAGAGAGGGCAUCAAAAUGAUCAAUGCUCUUUCUUUGGAUGGAGGGGGGAUUCGAGGACUUGUCAUCACGCAGCUACUUUCUUCGGUGGAAGAGUUAUUGGAUCGACCGUUGCCUGAAUAUUUUGAGUGGAUUGCGUCGACGAGUACUGGAGCCGCGCUGGGUGGGAGUGCUACUAUUGGCCUUUCAAUCCGCGAAGGUCAACGCAUCUACCUCCGCUUCAAAGACGACAUUUUUGAUUCAAGAGUCCGCCCUUACGAUGCUCUGGUGCUUGAAAAGUUCUACAAAAGUGUUUUCGGGGAGGAGAGAGCGGUUGGAGAGACAAAUGGAGUCAAUCACUUUUUUUGCACGACAAAUGAUGCAACCACUUAUCCAUCUCAAUUGAUGCUAAUUCGGAAUUAUGAUGCAAUGGGUGACUCACGAGAAUAUGGAGAUAUCAAUCCCAAUGCUGUGGAGAUGUGGAGAGCUGUCCGCCGAUCAUCAGCUGCUCCCACUUAUUUCUCAGCCUCCGAACAGCGAUAUAUUGACGGAGGACUGUCAUCCAACAAUCCAACAAUGGAACUUCUCUCUGAAAUCCAUCACUGGAAUAUGAAUUGCAGAGAAGAGGAGAAAUUCCAACUCGGUUGCGUUUUAUCGAUUGGAACUGGCAAAACCCAGCCUCAUCCUGUUGACCCAAGCCAAAUCGAGAUGUCCACAAUGUUUGGAAUGAUGAAAGGGAUGAGAAAUCUCUUCAACAUGGUUAUGGCUCAAGUGACAGCAACUGAUGGAGCGGUGGUCACCCGGUCUCGAGCUUGGACCCAAUCCCUUGGAGCUGUCUAUUUCCGAUUGUCACCGAUGCUGUCCAAAGAAUAUCAACUCGAUGCAAAAGAAGAUCCUGAUGUGAUAGCGAUGAUGUGGGAGUGUGUAGUCUACGCUUUUUCGAAUAAAGCACUUUUUGAAGAAAUCGCUGAGGUUUUGAAAAAAAUCGGACCAGCAAAGACGUUCGCUGGCGAAAAUGGACAUCGAAAGAGAUCCUGGUCGGCCGCUUAUCAAAACUUGCAUCAUUGGAGGGAUCGAAAGGAGAAAACGGAGAAGAAAGAGAAUGGAAUACCCAAUUUGAAUGUUGCCAAUAACCAAUUUGAAUGU